This is a messenger RNA of Echinostoma caproni, 615 nucleotides long. Lineage: Eukaryota; Metazoa; Platyhelminthes; Trematoda; Plagiorchiida; Echinostomatidae. The record is from the annotation of a GenBank genome assembly.
AUGUGGACAGUACUUUUGGCCUCUGAAUUCCAGGAACUGCAAAAGUUACAAAGUUCACUAGAACAAAAAGAGGCGAACAGUACUCUCUUACAGGAUCGCGUCAAGCAGUUGACCGACGCGCUACAUGCCGCUCGGGGAGAAACCGAGGCGAUCGCGAAAAAGUUCACCUUGUUGGCUGAGACCGAGGCUAAAAUACAUCCAAACAAACAAACUGGCGACGCUAUCGGGAGCAGAUGCAGCAGUAGCAGCGGCAGCAACAAAUCAUUCACGGGUGGAGAUGCGAGAGAGGAGAAUGUGAAAAUGAUUCAUGCGUUUCUUCAGGUUCGAGCUGCUUCCGGUUAUGUCACAACCCCGGAGAUCAUUACUGUGAUGAGCGAGGUUUCACAGGCAACCGAGAACGAAUUAAUGAUACUAAGAAAUACCGAAAAAGAAUUCAACCAGAUUCGCAAUCGGCUUCAAGAACGCAUAGACGGUCUGGAACGACAACGGGCCUCUGACGGCACACGGAUUGACAGUUUGCGAGCGGAACGGAAUCAGUCCGAAUCCACUUUUUCUAAUAUUGUUCAUGCCGCGUUGGCACUGUCUGUUCGCAAACCGGUUAUCAAAGGUCAUUAA